AAGGAAAGAAAAAAAAAAAAAGAAAAAACUUUAAACUCAAGCAUCCCUUGAUUCAAUUAAUUGCCUUUCCAAAGUAUGUCUCCGUUUGGUGAUAUUACCCUCAUAAAAGAUUAGCAGAUCAUUUAAACCUUUUUCUUUUAAAGCUAAACCCUUUUAAAUUUUGUUCUCAAUUUCUAGCCGUUAAGAGGAGCUCUUCCUCUCAAAUCUCAGAUUGAGACAAAAAAGAACCCAUUUCAGAAAUUCAGUUUCUUUUUUCGCUUUUUUGCACUAAUUUCAUAGCUGCAAUUGUCGUUACUUUAUUGGCUUUCCCUUCUCUUUCUCUCUGUCUGUGUCUCUGCUUAUUUUUGUUUUCUAACUUUCCUUUCACAUUGUCGAAAAUUCUCUCUUUCUUGUCUUUUUAUAUUUGUUUCAAAAUCAGCUUCUUUUGCUUUUGAAAGAUUUUCUCUCCUCUCUUAGAUAAACACCACAUACAAAAACACAUUUGCUCAUCUUUGGGGGGCUUCUUCUAUAUUUGAUCAUUUCCAAUGCUUCACUGUUCAUAAAAUCCCCUGCUUUUUCACACUUAUACAGUUCCUACCAAUCUUUAGAGUUUAUUGCUUUCCUAUUUUUUUCAUGUUUUAUCGAAUACCCAUCUUCCAAAAUUGUUCAUUUCAAUCUUCUACAAGACUGUAACGUUAAAAUUUUGUUAAAAAGCUCUGAUCUUGAUUUUGCUCUGUCUCUGUUUCUCUGUAUUUAUAUAUUUAUAUUCAUUUUUUUCUUCUCUUCUCUGCUUUUUAUAAGUAUAAAAAGAAUAAUACCCUCUUUUCAAUAUCCAUUGGGAUUCUUGUGCUUGCUCUCUCUUUCUAUCUCGUCACGAUCUCGAAAAUCUCAACUCCGUGGCAAUAAGAAUCGCUUCUUUUUCGCUGCUUUUGCGUAGCCACUUCCCAAAAACCGUUUCUUUCCCUCUCUUUCUCAUAAACCCCUGAAAAAAAAAAAAAAAAAAACAAAUGGUUUUUAACUUCCAACGAUAAAAAAACCAUUACUAGUUGCUUAUUAUUUUUUCUUCAAGUUUAUUUCCUAGAGGUUUAUACUCCAAUGGGUAAUUCCUGGUUUCUCAGAUGUGUUUUGCUUUUAGGCUUAUUAGGGAGUUGUGUUUAUGGUCUUGGCGUUAAUUGGGGAACACAGGCUACUCAUAAAUUACCACCAAAAACAGUGGUUCAAAUGUUGAAGGAUAAUGGGAUUCAAAAAGUUAAGCUUUUUGAUUCAGAUAGAAACACCAUGACUGCACUUGCUGGGUCUGGCUUAGAGGUUAUGGUAGCUAUACCUAAUGAUCAGCUUGCUGCUAUGAAUGAUUACGAUCGUGCUAAAGAUUGGGUUAAAAGGAAUGUCUCAAUUUAUAACUUCAAUGGUGGAGUUAACAUCAAGUAUGUUGCGGUCGGGAAUGAGCCUUUUCUAACGUCUUACAAUGGAUCAUUCAUAAACAUCACCUUCCCAGCUCUUCAGAACAUUCAAAAUGCCCUCAAUGAAGCUGGGGUUGGAGACUCCGUAAAGGCCACCGUGCCAUUAAAUGCUGAUGUCUAUAACUCACCCACUGAUCAGCCUUAUCCAUCUGCUGGAAGAUUCCGUAUUGAUAUCAAUGACAUUAUGACCAACAUUGUUCAGUUUCUGCACAAAAACAAUGCACCUUUCACAGUAAACAUCUAUCCUUUCUUAAGUCUGUAUGGAAAUGAUGAUUUUCCUUUUGAUUAUGCUUUCUUUGAUGGGGCACCUCAACCUGUUGUCGAUAGAGGCACUGGAAUUCAAUACACCAAUGUUUUUGAUGCCAACUUUGACACCUUAGUCUCAGCCCUUAAAGCAGUUGGUUUUGGAGACAUGCCUAUUAUAGUUGGGGAGGUUGGUUGGCCUACAGAUGGUGACAAAAAUGCCAAAGUGGAUUACGCUUAUAGAUUUUACAAUGGACUGUUACCUCGACUUGCUGGCAAUAGAGGUACCCCACUUAGGCCUGGAUUUAUAGAAGUUUACUUGUUCGGUCUUCUUGAUGAGGAUGCUAAGAGCAUAGCUCCUGGAAAUUUCGAGCGCCACUGGGGAAUCUUUCGGUAUGAUGGGCAGCCCAAAUUUGCAUUAGAUCUUUCUGGUCAGGGUCAAAACAAGCUUCUUGUGGGUGCACAGAACGUGCAAUAUCAACCAUCGAAAUGGUGCAUGUUUAAUCCAAAUGCCAAGGACCUUAGCAAGCUUGCUGACAACAUAGAUUAUGCUUGCACUUUUUCAGAUUGCACAGCCCUCGGAUAUGGCUCUUCUUGUAAUGGCUUGGAUUCUAAUGGGAAUGCUUCUUAUGCGUUCAAUAUGUACUACCAGGUGCAGAAACAGGAUGACAUGGCCUGCAAUUUUCAAGGUCUGGCCAUGGUUACUACACAAAAUCUUUCACAAGGGACUUGCAAUUUCAUUAUUCAGAUAGCUUCUUCACCUUCCUCUCUUAUCCACCCUUCACGGGUGGGUUUCAUAUUUGUGACAGUAUUAUUAACAUUUUUGUUGCUAUAGGUUUAUUUUUGUAGAUAAAAAAUUGGAUGUAUUAUUUACAUACAAUAUUUUAUUUUUCACAGUUUCUUUGCUUUGUGAAUUUCAGUUACUUGAUUGAUUCAUUUAAUAAAAAAUUCACAGGAUUUUCUUGA
Messenger RNA from Ricinus communis (castor bean), 2648 nucleotides. RefSeq names its product glucan endo-1,3-beta-glucosidase 8. The record is from RefSeq and is a predicted model, not a curated record. Bases 1075 to 2517 code for a protein of 480 amino acids. Gene Ontology annotation, biological process: carbohydrate metabolic process. Gene Ontology annotation, molecular function: hydrolase activity, hydrolyzing O-glycosyl compounds. The transcript has 2 exons. Lineage: Eukaryota; Viridiplantae; Streptophyta; Magnoliopsida; Malpighiales; Euphorbiaceae. Gene Ontology annotation, cellular component: plasma membrane.